GGCGCAGUCGGCAGUGUCUCUUGCUUCACUUCCCUCUUCUCGGCGGCGUCUCGGAGGUGCAGUCCGAAUAGACAGGGCGCGGGGCAGAUGGCUAAGUGACUUCCCCAAGGGUACUGAGACUCACCAGAAUAAAGAAUAAAGAACAAUUAUGGAGAACAAAGAAGGUGAUGUUGAAGGAACCAAUAUAAUAGGUUCAAAUGCAGUAGAAAGAGUGUGUGCCAUCCAGAAGCAAGCUCAGGAAGAACUUAUUUUUCAUGAAGAAACAAUUGAUCUUGGAGGAGAUGAAUUUGAAUCUGGGCAGAAUGAGACAGUCAUAGAAGAUUCUGCUAACUUCAUAGAUAAGCUUAAUGAGCACAUGAUGGAGAGCGUUGUUAUUUCAGAUUCUCCAAAUAACAGUGAAGAUGAUACUGGUGAUCUUGGUUGUCUGCAAGAGAUUGUAAAGCAAAUGGAAGCAAAAGAUAUUCAAGUUGAAGAAGGUGAGCUGGGAAAAGAAGUUUCCGACAAGAGUGAAAUGAAGCCUGAAGAUGUCCCCACAGGUAUUUCUAAUAAUGGAAUUGAUGAUCAAUCCUCUUCAAAAGAAGACUUGAGGCAAGAGCCAGCAAAAGAUGAACUGGAGAUGGAAAGUGAUAAACUGUGUAACUCUGUAUCAAAUAUUGACUAUAAACCUGAAGAGACUGUAUCCUCACCAGUAGUCAGCAAAUCACCUGUUGACUCUGAACCUAUUCCUGUGUGUACGAUUUUCAGCCAAGGAAACCGCAUGAAUGAUCAGAAACAGUUUCUGCAUGAUGGCUUUGAGCCUCAAAUGGUGAAGUCACCUAGCUUGGGGGGUUUAAGUGAGGCUCCAGCAAAAGCAUAUCCACAGGUAGUUCAGCCUAGUCCAAGCCUAAGCAAGUUUUUUGGUGAAACCAUUAAUACUAAUACACUAGCUUCUGAUUUCUUUGAUUCCUUUACAACAUCCUCUUUUAUUUCUGUCAGUAAUCCUAAUGUAAGCUCCUCAGUACCAGAACAAAUGUCUUCACUUAUAUCAGUUGGGGAGUUUCAUGACACUGUUGACCAUAAAUAUUCUGUUAAAAAUGGAAGAGCUGAAGCUGGGAGAUCUGCAUCUUCACCAGAAAUAUCCCAAUCUCCUAAGCCAUUUUCUCAGAUCCAAGCUGUUUUCCAAGGUGGUGACGAUCCUUUUGCUUCUGUGCUAAAUAUGAGUGAAGUGGACAGAAGAAAUGAUGCCUGGCUUCCUAGUGAUGGAACUAGGAAUGUCUUGAUUUCAGUAGCCACACAGCAGUACAGUAAUGUUUUCAUUGACAAAGAAAAUCUUACAAUGCCAGGAUUAAAAUUUGACAACAUUCAGGGUGAUGCAGUAAAGGAUUUAAUGCUCCGCUUCCUUGGUGAACACGCUGCAAUGAAAAGACAAGUUCUAAAUGCCAACUCUGUGGAACAGUCUUUUGUGGGUUUGAAGCAGCUGAUUAGCAGCAAAAACUGGAGAGCAGCAGUUGACUUAUGUGGAAGACUUCUGACUGCCCAUGGUCAAGGCUAUGGUAAAAGUGGCAUACCCACAAGUCAUACAACAGACUCUCUACAGCUGUGGUUUGUAAGAUUAGCACUCUUGGUGAAAUUGGGCCAUUUCCAAAAUGCUGAAAUGGAAUUUGAACCAUUUGGGAAUCUAGACCAGCCUGAUCUGUACUAUGAAUAUUACCCACAUGUAUAUCCAGGACGGAAAGGUUCCAUGGUUCCUUUUUCCAUGCGGAUUUUGCAUGCUGAACUUCAACAGUACUUAGGAAAUCCUCAGGAGUCACUUGAUAGGCUGCAUACUAUGAAAACAAUCUGCACAAAGAUAUUAGACAACUUGGAACAUGGCUUAGCAGAAGAUGGAAGCAUGACUAACAUUACCCAGGAGAACAGACACGCCUCUGUUCAGCUGUGGAGGUCACGUCUGGGCCGGGUGAUGUACUCCACAGCAAACUGUCUGCUAAUGAUGAAGGACUAUGUGCUUGCUGUGGAGGCAUAUCACACCGUCAUCAGAUAUCACCCCGAGCAAGAGCCACAGCUGCUGAGUGGAAUUGGAAGGAUUUUCCUGCAGAUUGGAGACAUAAAAAUGGCUGAAAAAUAUUUUCAAGAUGUUGAGAAAGUGACUCAAAAAUUGGAUGGACCGAAGAACCAAAUUAUGAUUUUAAUGAACAGGGCAUUUCUUCAUCUUGGUCAGAAUAACUUUGCAGAAGCCCACAAAUUCUUCACAGAGAUUUUGAAGGUUGACCCAUCAAAUGCUGUGGCUAACAACAACGCAGCUGUGUGUCUGCUUUAUCUGGGGAAACUGAAGGAUUCCCUCCGGCAGCUGGAAGGAAUGGUUCAGCAGGACCCUAAACACUACCUCCACGAGAGCGUGCUCUUCAAUUUGACAACCAUGUAUGAACUUGAGUCCUCUCGCAGCAUGCAGAAGAAACAGGCUCUGCUUGAGGCGGUGGCUGUCAAGGAGGGCGACAGCUUCAACACUCAGUGUCUCAAGUUAGGAUGAGCCCAUCCUCUUCUGUUCCAGAAAAGCUCAUUUCAGAAGUUGUAUAUACUCCUGCUAAUCUGUAAAUGUUCCUCUAGCAAGUGCAAUAAAAAGCUUUUUAAUUAUGAA
This is a messenger RNA of Varanus komodoensis (Komodo dragon), 2614 nucleotides long. RefSeq names its product trafficking protein particle complex subunit 12 (gene TRAPPC12). The record is from RefSeq and is a predicted model, not a curated record. Gene Ontology annotation, cellular component: TRAPP complex; Golgi apparatus. The transcript has 13 exons. Gene Ontology annotation, molecular function: protein binding. The coding region runs from base 149 to 2506 and encodes 785 amino acids. Lineage: Eukaryota; Metazoa; Chordata; Lepidosauria; Squamata; Varanidae.